UAAAAACCGAGGAGCAUAUUACCUUAGUUGCUGCUAUUAACGAGCUAGGGUUCGAAGUAAUACCUUGUUUCUAUUAUUUUUCUUGCGGCCUCUACUGCUAUAUAAUAGAGAGCUCUUCUUGUUAUGGCGAAUACGUUUAUUAUAGGAGGUUAUACGACGGUUCUAGGGUUCAUUGUAGACAAGUCAAAGCGCCUCGACCGAUUAGAACAAGAUGCUAAGGAGGCUCUCCAUACCGAUCGCGAUUCGUUAAUAAUAGCAUAGUGUCGUCUAGACAAGUCUCCAGCUCGCUUAGACCGUAUUCGUCGUCAGAAGCGAUUGUUGUUAUCUCGAGGGUCGGAGAUAGUUCGCCAAGGUCUUGCGUCUUUAGAUGAAUUAGAAGAGGUGGGGCAGCAGGAAUUGGAGGCGGUUCUAGGUAUGUAGCUUAAUGGUAGCGUCGACGUUAUUAACUAGGGCGCUGUUUUCGGUUCUAUCCUAGGUUUGCCUUUAGCCGAUCCGGGUUCUGCCGAUAGAACUAUUUUAGUUUCUUAGGGUAGUUUAAAUUCUUAAUUAGUUUCUAUGAGUUAUCUUCUAAUCCGAAAUUAAGCUAUUUGAC
Messenger RNA from Thermothelomyces thermophilus ATCC 42464, 592 nucleotides. RefSeq lists its product as uncharacterized. The annotation marks the transcript as partial. The transcript has 2 exons. The record is from RefSeq and is a predicted model, not a curated record. NCBI's taxonomy places the organism in Eukaryota, Fungi, Ascomycota, Sordariomycetes, Sordariales, Chaetomiaceae.